GGCGCAAUCUGUACACCGGCAGGGUUUGUGCUUUACGGGAGUGAUCUUUUUUAUUAUGCGAUUUAUUUAAACACCAAGCCUCGUUGCAUACGUAGCUUUUAAACACCGAAUAGCGUUUAGUUGUUUGUUUGGCAACGUCCCUUCAGCAGCCUUUAAUCGCUUGCGUUAUUUCUGUCGUUUCAAUGGCAAGACGGCAAUUAAAGGUACAGACGCCUAUCGAUUAUUAUUGUCCAGCCAGCUAGGUUGGUCGUGCUGUAUUAAAGUGAAUCGCAAAGGCCAGAGGCGGAUUGAGUGAUCAAGGUGGCCGAGAGAGGAGAGAGAAGAUGGGCUCGGGCUUUCGAAGUGAGGAGAUGUGCUUGGCGCAGCUGUUCCUGCAGUCCGGUUCGGCGUACGACUGCAUCAGCGAACUGGGAGAAAUGGGACUGGUCGAAUUUCGAGAUCUCAACCCCAGCGUCAGCUCCUUCCAACGCCGCUUCGUUAGUGAGAUCAAGAGAUGCGAGGAGAUGGAGAGGAUUUUGGGGUAUCUGCUGAGGGAAAUUAGGAAGGCUAGUAUUGCAGUGCCAGAGGCUGAAGUCCCUCCUGUUGCUCCUGCACCCAAAAAUGUCUUAGAGAUCAUGGAGCAACUGCAGAGGCUGGAGGUGGAGCUCAGCGAGGUGGCCAAAAAUAAAGAGAAGCUCCAGCGGAACCUGCUGGAACUGACGGAGUACACACACAUGCUGAGAAUCACACGCACAUUCAUGCGCAGCCGCUCCAGGCAUGAAGCCCUGGGCCCUCAAUAUGAGGAGUUCCCGUCUCUGGAGACUGAAUCAGUGACAGGCUGCACCAGCAUGCAGAGACUGGGCGCCAAACUCGGGUUUAUCUCAGGGUUGAUUCAGCGGGUGAAGGUGGAGGCGUUCGAGCGCAUGCUCUGGCGGGUCUGUAAAGGUUACACCAUCCUCAGCUACGCAGAGGUGGACGAGAGCCUGGCCGAUCUUGACACGGGGGAGAUCAGUAAGAAUGUAGUUUUCCUCAUCUCCUUUUGGGGCGACCAGAUUGGGCAAAAGGUUCAAAAAAUUUGCGACUGUUACCACUGUCAUCUCUACCCUCACCCUGAAACAGAUGAGGAAAGGGCCGAUGUGAUGGACAGCUUGAGGACACGCAUCCAAGACUUACAAAACGUUUUGCACCGCACUGAGGAUUAUUUGAAGCAGGUCUUGCAUAAGGCGUCUGAGUCAGCGCACUCGUGGGUGCUGCAAGUGAAGAAGAUGAAAGCCAUCUAUCACAUCCUUAACCUCUGCAGCUUUGACGUCACCAACAAGUGUCUCAUCGCUGAAGUGUGGUGUCCCGUCAGCGACCUGGCGAAUCUGAGACGGGCGUUGGAGGAGGGCUCAAGAAAAGGUGAUGCCACCGUCCCUUCCUUCGUAAACCGUAUCCCAAGCAGUGAUACCCCACCGACACUGUUGAGGAGCAACAAGUUUACCUCAGGCUUCCAGAGUAUAGUGGAAGCGUAUGGAGUGGGCGACUACAGGGAGGCCAGCCCGGCUCCUUAUACCAUUAUCACCUUUCCCUUCCUGUUUGCGGUGAUGUUUGGAGAUCUUGGUCAUGGUUCAGUCAUGACGCUCUUUGCUUUGUGGAUGGUGUUGACUGAGAAAGACCACAGGCGGAGACGACCAGGAAAUGAGAUCUGGACAACCUUUUUUGAUGGACGGUACAUCAUACUGAUGAUGGGAUUAUUCUCCAUAUACACUGGACUCAUUUAUAAUGACUGUUUCUCCAAAUCCCUCAACAUCUUCGGCUCGGCCUGGAGCGUCAAGGCCAUGUUCACCGAGCACGAGUGGACAAAUGACACUCUACAAACGAAUGCUUUACUCACCUUGGAUCCCAAUGUUUCCGGUGUUUUCUCUGGACCGUAUCCACUGGGCAUUGAUCCAAUUUGGAACAUGGCCGUGAAUCGCCUGACUUUUCUCAACUCCUACAAGAUGAAGAUGUCUGUUAUCAUUGGAGUCAUUCACAUGAGCUUCGGGGUGGUGCUCAGUGUCUUCAACCACUUGCACUUCCGACAGAAGUUUAAGAUCUAUCUUCUCUUUCUUCCUGAGCUGCUCUUUCUGCUUUGUCUCUUUGGGUAUUUGGUCUUCAUGAUCUUUUACAAAUGGCUGGCGUUCUCUGUGCGAGACUCACAGCUGGCUCCGAGCAUUCUCAUCCACUUUAUCAACAUGUUCCUAAUGCAGGAGAACGCCACUACACCCCUUUACCCUGGCCAGAUGGGACUGCAGGUGUUUCUAGUGGUGGUGGCUCUGCUGUCAGUUCCAGUGCUGUUAUUCGGGAAACCUCUGUACCUGUACUGGCUGCAUCAUGGCGGGAAGAGUCUGGGGGUCCACAGGGUGUGUCUGUGUUCUUGUGGUUACGAGAGAGUCCGGCGUGUAAGUGAAGAAGAUCUGUCACCGUCUGUAGUCCACGAUGAAGAGGAGGGACUAAGCGACUCAGGAGGGCCUCAGGAGUUUGAUUUCGGAGACGUCUUCCUACAUCAAGCAAUUCAUACCAUUGAGUACUGUUUGGGCUGCAUUUCCAACACGGCUUCCUACUUGCGUCUCUGGGCCCUGAGUCUCGCCCACGCCCAGCUGUCAGAGGUACUGUGGGCGAUGGUGAUGCGUCUGGGUCUCAGGAUGAGCUCCAGACUGGGCGUGCUUUUGCUUGUGCCUGUGUUCAGCGUCUUUGCUCUGCUCACUGUCUCCAUUCUCCUGGUCAUGGAGGGUCUGUCCGCUUUCCUCCAUGCGCUGCGUCUUCACUGGGUGGAAUUUCAGAACAAAUUCUACAGUGGAACGGGAGUCAAAUUUGCCCCUUUUGACUUCUCCCUGCUGCCCUCUGUCUUUGAGCAAGAUGGGUUACUCUGACUGUAACCCACAACACUUCGAACAGGACACUGUAGCUUAUCAUGACCUACUGACCUCUGGGCAGUGGACAAUGACCCAGCAGUUUACUAGGAUAAAAACUUGCAUUCUUGCACUGCACUGCAAAACAUGGUCAUGGUCGGAUCAAGUACGCUAACUUGACAGCCCUGUUUGCACCAAUCCAUAUCAGAUGUAUCAGGUGCAGGAUUAUCAGCUGUGGCUCCAUCGUGUGCUGUCAUUCGAAGAUUGUCAACAAAGUCCUGUUAUUAUAUUUAUCUUCAGAGAUAUGACUUGUAUUUGGUAUUGCACCUUCAUAAGCAUUUGCUGUCAUAUCGAUUUUCAAAGUGCCAUAACUAUUUUUCAAUGUACAGUUUUGUAUGCUACACUAAAAUGUACUUUUGCUUGCUUUAGCUAGAUCUUAGAAAAAAAAAAAACCUUUGCAGGUGAACUAUGGUGUAGGUAAUGCUACACUGUGCAAGGAACAAUGCCAAAUAACAAAUAUAAUUUCCAGUGUGAUAUUAAAGCAUAAUUUACAGCAUUUAGAGUGUAAAGCAGUUUUCCAGGGUAGCAUUUUUGUUUGUUUUGUCAGAAUGGAUUCUAAGACAAUACUUCAUUCAUAUUUAAAAUGAAAUAUUUUGGUUUUUCAAUACAUGUGUUUAUGGUUUAAGAACUGGCAAAUGUACAGAUGGGAUUGCAAUUUUCCAGUAUGUUUUUCAUCAACGCUGUACAUUUACAUUUGUGUUUCAGUCACUUAUAAACAAGCUAUUAUUA
Messenger RNA from Labeo rohita (rohu), 3638 nucleotides. It is a transcript of the gene atp6v0a2a, whose product is annotated as ATPase H+ transporting V0 subunit a2a. Gene Ontology annotation, cellular component: vacuolar proton-transporting V-type ATPase, V0 domain; plasma membrane; vacuolar proton-transporting V-type ATPase complex. The transcript has 21 exons. The coding region runs from base 324 to 2870 and encodes 848 amino acids. NCBI's taxonomy places the organism in Eukaryota, Metazoa, Chordata, Actinopteri, Cypriniformes, Cyprinidae. The record is from RefSeq and is a predicted model, not a curated record. Gene Ontology annotation, molecular function: proton-transporting ATPase activity, rotational mechanism; ATPase binding. Gene Ontology annotation, biological process: vacuolar acidification; proton transmembrane transport.